AUGUCCUGGAGCGAGCUAGCUGCUUCUAUGUUCCUGUUACUAUCAAAGUACAUACCCUGCCUCGACACUGUACACAUCUAUAUCGUGCCAACAACCUGUGCAUCAUCUCAUGUAGGACUCAAAGAGAAGGCUGUUGUCGUCACGUCUCGUAGCGAAGAAGCCGCUGCCCCAGUGGAGACCGUGGAGGCUGAACCAGAACCAGAAGCUAUUGUUGAACCCGACCCUGUCCCAGUGGAAGAUGUUGUUGAAGCUGUUGUGGCAGAGGAAACAACUGCACCACCUCCAGAGCCUGAACCUGAGGUAGAAGAUGAGCCUGAGGUGGUCGCAUCUGAGCCUGAACCAGAACCAGAACCUGAGGCUGAACCAGAACCAGAGCCUGUGGAGACAACUGAGGUGUUUGAGGAGGAUCCAGAGGUGCUGGAGGAGGAGCCUCUUGCUGUAGAGGAGGAUGCACCCGUUGAGGAGGACGCUCCAGCUGAGGAAGAACCAGCAGCUGAGGAGACUGCAGUAGAGGAGGCAGUGGAGGAACCUGCUGCUGAGGAGGAGGCCGCUGCAGAGGAGGUGGCUGAGGCUGCAGAGGAGGAGAGCGCUCCUUCAGAAGAAGCUGUCGAAGAGCCAGCUGAACAAGAGGAGGCUGCUCCUGCAGAGGAAGCUGCUGAGGAGGAACCUGAAGAGGAGGCAGAAACUUAUGACGAAGCCGUUGAGGAUGUAGCAGCAGCAGCAGCAGAGGAGGAGGAGGAGGCAGUUGCUGCAGAGGAACCUGUGGAGGAGGCUGCUGAAGAGGAGACGGUUCCAGAAGAAGCUGUUGAAGACGUAGCGGACGAAGAGGAGGAGUUGGCACCUGCAGACGAACCUGCUGAGGAACCCGCUGAGGAACUUUCCGAUGAACCCGCUGAGGAACCCGCUGAGGAACUCGCUGAGGAACCCGCUGAGGAACCCGCUGAAGAAGAGGAGGCAGCUCCUUCAGAAGAACCGGUUGAGGAGCAGGCAGAAGAGGAGGCUGCAGAGGAAGCUCCUGAAGAAGAAGUAAUGGAGGAGCAGACAGUACCAGUCACAGAGACAGAAGAAGAAGAAGCAGCACAAGAAGUAGAGGAGGCAGCAGAAGAAGCAGCAGAGUUUGUUGAGACAGAGGAACAGAUUCAGGAUGAGCCCACAGAAACGUAGAGGCUGCAGUGGUCGCCACGGUGACGGAGCAGGGACCCACUGAUGCUGCAUCAACACCAUCUGAGCAUGCUCAGAGCGAUGAUGCAUCUCUCCACCUCCAGAGAAGCGAUUGAGUCGUCAUGACAACACUCGCCUCUCUCUCUCUCUCUCCCCCCUCCUCCCUCUGUUCUCACCCCUCUGAAACCUCCUUUUAGUGUAAAUGUGUGAGAUGAUGGAUGAGCUGUUUACUAAUACGGUACUCCUGUUUUUACCCUCCUUGUGUUUCAUUUGAGUUCUUCUUCCUCCCUAUGUAGAACACCUGUUUCCAUUUUUGUUCAGGGUGUUUUAGUUGUGUGUAUGUGUGUGUGUGUCUGUGGCCAUGUUUCCAGGCCGUGUGAAGUGUGUGUGCUGUGUCCGUUACAGUCGGUCUACCAGAGUCUUCUGAAAGAGCUGUCACAUCAAACCAGUCUACGACUUUUUUUCAGCUGCGUAAUUUGGCUUCCUGGAGCGAAACUCUGUUGCCAAGCAAAUAGAGGCCAAAGUUGACGUCUAAAGACAAAUCAGUAGUUUCAUAACAGCCUCUAAGUUAGAAGACUCUGGUGUUAAUGGGUUCAGAAGCUUCACACUUUUAAAGGCCGCAGCAUCAAAAUCAGAAACCUCACUGUGAACACUGCAGAAUGUCUCAGCUGGUGUCUCCUUUUACGUUUUUGUUCUCUGAAUCAAAUCAUUUGUGCCCCUUUAUUGCAGCAUUGUUGACAGAUGUAGAGAAGCAGCUCCACAGCAGUGGAGAUUCUAUGCAAAGGUGUUGUGAUGCGUGUCACCCGCCUCCCCCACCCUCCUCCCCCAGCCACUUCAGUUACCACUCAGUAUGUGUGGCCUCCAGGAUGAGCCAUAUGCACAUGAACUCAGAGAGAAAGCUGUGUGUGUUUGUUUGACUGUGAUGUUCUUAAGUGUGCGUUGACAAAUCUUCUGCUAAUCAUUCCUUUCUGUGAGCCGUAGUCAGGAUGUUAGAUUUGUGUUUACCUCCUCUUCUUCUUCUUCUUCUCUGACUAUAUGAACCUCUGUGUGUGUGCUUGUGUGUGUUCUGUAGAUUCAUAGCUGUUUUGUUUUUUCCAUAUUUUCUCAUUUGAUUGCGAGACCAUUGAAUAAGUUAACUUCAGCUCUUUGAGUUUGAACUGUGAUGUUAAUGAGGACACCACGGACGGUGCAGAAGUUCCUCUCCCCCCAAACACCAGCGAUAGACGGGUCCCUUUGGGAAGCCCAGCAUGCAGAUUCAAUCAGGAUAGAAGCAUUUUAACCCUGUGUGAGCCAAAUAAGAGCAUUUUGUAUCCAGACUCUCCUUUUUUUUUUUUUAAAGUCUGGCUCACAGAAGGUUAAACAGAUAAGGCGCCAUGUUCCUGUGGAGAUCUAGAUGUUAGUUUUUACCAUGCGUAACUUCACUUUGUUAAAGGGAAACUUGGUGACUUUUCUUUAUACGUCGCUUUUCUUUUACACAACAGAAAAUAAUCUCGGUUGUGUGUGCGUCCCACAGUAGCAGGGGCAUCAUCUUACACACCACCCAACAUGUAAAGAAAGCCAAAUAAGAGCAUUUUCUUUCUUAUUUCUGAGGCCAGAUCUGCAGGUAAACAUCUUUUCUGUGCCUCUGUUUUCAGUGUACGUGACCCUGUAUGGGAUGAAAUCUGAGCAUCACGUUAAUAUGAUGAAAUACUGACAGUAAAAGAUGUGUCGAAGUUGUAGAAGUCAUUACAACACACUACAUUUAGUGGGAUUAGUGGGUUUUGUUGGUGUCACAGUCCCACUUUGUGUCUGUAGUCCUCACAUACUGUAACUACCACGUUUGUUAGGGAUGAAACACAUUCCAGUCGUGUGCAGUAGCUGUUUUUGUAGUAAGUCUCGUCCUAUCCCCCCCCCUAAUGUAACACUAGCUGGUCUUUUCUACUUAACACUUUGUAAGUCAAUGUGAAGUGUAAAACCUUUUUAACAUUGAAGAUUACAGUCUUUACCAAGAGAGAGCUUCUAGAUUUUUAAAAAAAGGAACAUUUUUAAAAAGAACUCGGAGAAAUGAAAAAAAAAGAACACAACUUUCUGUAAAUGCUUUAAAAAGCUUUUUACAAAGCCAUAAGCUGUUUGUUGACAGGCAGGUUUGAGGGGGGCUGCGCUACUUCAGGACAAACUUUGAUUCUGUAACGAAACAAAAAAAGAAGAGCAAUAAAGCAAAAAAGCAGCAGAGAAACCAGGCUGCAGCAACCCCACGAAGCAGACUGUCCAGUUUCUCACGACGAAUCUUUGAUCAGAAGGUGUGUCCAUGCUGUAACGGGUUAUGAUAGUUCUGCAGCUUUGUUUCCAGGAAAAGCAGACGCUGGUAAAAAUACCACAUGUAGGGAAGAUUAACAAUGGGUGGGACAAAAUGGAGAAACAAACUGGCCUGGUGUUUGCCUCACGGUGUUGUCUGUCAGUCACAACCUUCAGCCUGCAGGUCUGAUUCAGGCCUGCAGACUCUUACUGUGGUGAAUAAAUUAUUGUGAAGUACUGAUGGAUUGUUUCAAGGAGAUUUGAAGUGGCACCAUUUUCUGUAAAUGAUCUGUUCUGGGAGCUGCAAUAAAAGGUUUGGGACAACAAAGA
Molecule: messenger RNA, 3765 nt
Organism: Stegastes partitus (bicolor damselfish)
Lineage: Eukaryota; Metazoa; Chordata; Actinopteri; Pomacentridae
Product: cyclic nucleotide gated channel subunit beta 1
Exons: 9
Coding region: 1-1164 (387 amino acids)
Source: RefSeq, a predicted model, not a curated record